This is a messenger RNA of Sorex fumeus (smoky shrew), 1360 nucleotides long. It is a transcript of the gene HIGD1A, whose product is annotated as HIG1 hypoxia inducible domain family member 1A. Gene Ontology annotation, biological process: mitochondrial respirasome assembly; negative regulation of apoptotic process. The record is from RefSeq and is a predicted model, not a curated record. NCBI's taxonomy places the organism in Eukaryota, Metazoa, Chordata, Mammalia, Eulipotyphla, Soricidae. Gene Ontology annotation, cellular component: mitochondrion. The coding region runs from base 116 to 397 and encodes 93 amino acids. The transcript has 4 exons.
GGGUUACUCCUGGCUCUGCACUCAAGAAUCACCCCUGGCAAUGCUCAGGGGACCGUGUGGGAUGCUGGGAAUCGAACCCUAGUCGGCCGCGUGUAAGGGAGAGACUUCGGUCACAAUGUCUACCAACCCGGAUAUUUCUAUUUCUUCGUAUGAUGAAGGUCAGGGAUCUAAACUUAUUCGCAAAGCUAAAGAGGCACCGUUUGUCCCCAUUGGCAUGGCGGGUUUUGCAGCGAUUGUUGCCUAUGGAUUAUACAAAUUGAAGAAUAGAGGAAGUACUAAAAUGUCGGUUCAUCUGAUCCAUAUGCGUGUUGCUGCUCAAGGCUUUGUUGUUGGAGCAAUGACUCUUGGUAUGGGCUAUUCCAUGUAUCAGGAAUUUUGGGUAAAACGUAAACCUUAGAAGAAGAAAUGCUGUUUUGGUCUUGGUGGUACUUGUUUUAGUUAGAUGUCUCAUAUUGAGGUUAUAUUUUUAUGGCGAAAGUAAAUUAUUUGAAUCAGACAGUAACAUGAUAAUUUGAAUAUUGGCUUCAUUUCUUGCAGGCUUGAUUUGCCUGUUGAUAAAAUUACUGGUGACAAGUUUAUUCAGGGGAGUCAGGUUAACACAAAAGAAAUGUCAUUCAAAUGCUUUUGAUGGUAAAUGUACAUCUUCUUAAAUUUUUUUGUUGAAAUCAGUACUAAAGAAGACAGCAGUCUUUAAAUACUCCCGGUUGCUGCAGCCUAUCACAUGCUUUUUAUGAAAUGUAGGAGUCCUACUAACCCUGGUUACGUGAACUUUUUCCGUCUUGAUUUAUGUACUCUUAGAAUACUUCAGUAUUAAGGACUGGCUGGCUCUUUAAGAACAAUGCAUGAAAAUGUAAACAUGUCUCCCCAUAAUUCAAAAUGUGUGUAUAUGUUUAAACAGGCCUAAAAAACUAAUAACAGAACUGUUAAAUACUUAUUUCAGAAUCACACCUGUACUUGUUAAACAUGAGAGUAACAUUCUGCAUUUCAGUUGAAUUCUUUUAUAAUUGCAGAAUUUUAUUUUUGCUGCUGUUACUAGAAUAAUUUUUAAAUGUCUUGAAAUAAAAAAAGGUAUUUUAAGAACUAAAGCAAAACUAAAUAUUAAGUUUUUAAUAUGUGCAUUCUGUUUAUUUUCUCUCUUGAAAACAAUAAUAAUCAUAAAUGUUAAAUGUGAUAAUCAUAAAUGUUAAACUACCUAAAGUAGAAAUGAUGAUUUAUGAGCAGACUGGUUUGGUCAGACAUUUAUGCAGAUUUUGUUAUACCACAGAAUGUUUUACUGAACUUGUGAAAUUCUUUCUAACCUGAAUUUACAUUCCAUGGUGAUACAUGGUAAAUGUAAUAUUAAUAAAGUGAACAUGUCCGA